AUGCACGACUUCUUCGCUGUUGUAUUUGGUCAAGUGGUUAGCAUGUACGGGGCAGAUCUUGACUGUCCUGGUAACAACUGGGAGCUGGCGCUUAUAUGCUCUUGUGCCUUAGAGAGAAGUAGUCCUGCGCUUGAUCUGUCUCCGGUCGCACCGGAUAAGUCACAACCCCCAUUGAAGACAGUAAAAGGGAUAGACAAUACAAAUGGC
This is a messenger RNA of Brenthis ino (lesser marbled fritillary), 207 nucleotides long. Lineage: Eukaryota; Metazoa; Arthropoda; Insecta; Lepidoptera; Nymphalidae. The record is from the annotation of a GenBank genome assembly.